Paramormyrops kingsleyae is the source of this 14316-nucleotide messenger RNA. It is a transcript of the gene lyst, whose product is annotated as lysosomal trafficking regulator. NCBI's taxonomy places the organism in Eukaryota, Metazoa, Chordata, Actinopteri, Osteoglossiformes, Mormyridae. Gene Ontology annotation, molecular function: protein binding. The record is from RefSeq and is a predicted model, not a curated record.
UGUGGUGGUACUGUUAAAAUAACGGAGACAGAAGACAUCUUCUGCAGUGUUUUGAUUCGGCAAAGAUGUCGCGGCUUUAAUAUGUAGAUCUGAUUCAUGCACACUUGCUUGUACAUCUAGGAAACCUGACAAAUAGAUCUACCACUUCCUGAAGCAUCAGUUGAGACUUAUUUUAUCACUGUGCUGAAUGCUAUACCAAACUGUCAUCCUUGCUCCAGUAGGCUUCAGCUCUUUGAAAAAGAUGGCACUUUUCAUUUGAAGAUACAACUGGAAUCUCAUUUACUAGAGCAGUAACUAACCAGAGGGAUUUAUGGUCCGUAUGGUCUCAUAGGAGAUGAAGCAAGACUUAAUGCUAAGUUCACACUACACAACUUUAGCCCAAAUUUUCCACUCACUGAUGGUUUUUGGAGAUUAGCGACAAAACCCCUAGAUCGGAGGCAAAUCGCUGCUUAUCCGGUGCUUGCACAUUGGUGCUUGAUCGCUAUUCGUGAACUGUCCAAAGAUGUGACCCGACGUAGUCGCUAAUGCGUUGCAGACACCUGCCAGAUGUUUAGCAUGCUAAAUAUCUGGACCUGACAGCAACUGCAAAUCAACUGGCAAUGAGCUACAGCCAAUGAGAAUGCAAGAAAUGAGGUCAGCCUGCAGUGCCUGGAGCGAUUCCUUUACCUGUUUCACUGUGUGCGACACCUCGACCGACUCGGAAGCGAGGAUGAGGUGAAGUUCUGCUCCGACAUGAGUGGUGCCAGCAACACUCUGGCCCGCGAAUUCCUGACCGAUGUGCACCAGCUGUGCAGCGCCGUGGCCCAGCGGGUCGAGGAGGAUGAGGAGAACCAAAGCCACAUGGCGGCACUGGGGGAGUACCUGGUGCUGGGCCGCGGCUUCCUGCUGCUCAGCACCCUGGACUCUGUCAUUGACCAGGAGCUGACCUGCCGGGAGGAGCUGCUCACACUGUUGCUGUCCCUGCUGCCGCUGGUCUGGAAGAUUCCCGUGCAGGAGGACAAAGCCGGAGAUUUCUCACUCCCGCUGCUGCCCGACAUCGUUGCAGUCCGAGACGGAGCAGCCAUCCCCACGAGACCGGGGCAGGAGAGGGGCGGAACAGAGAAGCGGCCGGCCGUGGACUGCAAGUCACGGCGGCAGCGGCGCACGGCCCAGCGCUACUCCGUGAGGGAUGCGCGCAAGUCACAGCUCUCCACUUCCGACUCAGACGCCAACUCGGACGACAAGGCCGCUGGCCUGGGCGGGAGAUAUCGUCGGUCACACGGCCCAUCUCUGUUGGCCAGCUGCCAGCUCCACCCGUUGGACCCCCCUGGGCGACCACUGUCACCUCCGUUGGCCCCUCCUACCGCAGAUACCAUGAACAGCAUCGAAGUCGGCGGUGAGUUGGUCCCGCGGCUCUUCGGAGUCCGGCCAGUGGACCCGGAGCCACUGAGUGAACCCACAGCACUGUCCAUCUUCAACCGCAUGGAGAACUCGCCCUUCGACCUCUGCCAUGUGCUGCUGUCUCUGCUGGAGAAGGUGUGCAGGUUUGACAUGAGCCUCAACCACAGUCCUGCACUGGCCGCCAGCGUGGUUCCCACUCUCUCAGAGAUCCUGGCCGAGUUCGGAGACUGCUGCGGUCCCGGUGGGGUCAGGGGUGGGGCCGAGGAUCUGGCUGAGGGCUGGACCGAGGAACCAGUUGCCCUGGUCCAGAGGAUGCUCCUCCGCACCAUCCUGCACUUGAUGUCUGUGGAUGUGGGCCAGGGCGAGACCCUGCCAGACAGCCUGCGGCGGAACCUGACUGACCUGUUGCGAGCUACGCUGAAGAUCCGCGGCUGCCUGGAGAAGCAGGCCGACCCCUUCGCCCCGCGGCCCAAGAAGACCCUGCUGGAGGUGCGAGAGGACUUCUCCUUCUCCCGCUACCGGCACAGGGUUCUGCUGCUUCCAGAGCUGCUGGAGGGAGUGCUGCAGGUGCUGCUGGGUUGCCUACAGGCCUCCGCCCCCAACCCGUUCUUCCUGAGCCAGGCCAUGGAGCUGGUGCACGAAUUUGUGCAGCACCGUGGCCUGGAGCUGUUUGAGGCCGCCGUGCUGCAAUUGGAGGCCCUGCGUGGACGGGACGACACGCCGGGCAGUGCGGAGGCGGCGGCACGGGCACGCCAGCUGGUCGGCGGUGUCAUGCGUAUCAUCAGCGCUGUCAAGAAGGCCAAGUCCGAGCAGCUGCACCAGUCGGUCUGCGCCCGGCGGCGGCACCGCCGCUGUGAGUACUCGCAUUUCCUGCACCACCACCGCGACCUUUCAGGGCUGCCUGUUUCUGCCUUCAAGCAGGCAGCGCGCCGCAAUCCCUUUGAGGAGGAGCCGGGGGCCGCUGAGGUGCACUACCCCGACCACUGCUGCUGCGUGGCGGCAUGCGCCCACCAGUGCCUGCGCCUCCUGCAGCACCUCCCUGCCUCGGCCACCACCUGCCUGCAGGUCCUCUCCGCAGUGCAGGCGGUGGGCAUCUGCUGCUGCAUGGACCCGCAUUCGGUGGUGACACCCCUGCUGCACGCCUUCCAGGUGCCCGAGCUGCGUGGACACCAGUCUCACAUUCUCACCAUCCUCAGCCGGCUGCUGCUGGAGCAGUUGGGGGGCGGUCGGCCCCUGGAGAGGACCAGGCUGGCCUCCUGCAAUAUCUGCACGGUGGAUGGCAGCCAGCUGCCGGGCCCAGAGGAGCCCGCCGGGCUUUCCCUGAGCCCCUCAUAUCGCUCCCAGGGCAUCCUACCCAGCGGUGGUCCCGAAGAUGUCCUGUGGAAGUGGGAGGCCCUAGAGGCCUACCGGGACUUGGCCUUCGGUGAGGAUCGGGCGCGGAACUUUCUGGUGGCGGGGCACGUGUGCCAGCUGCUGCUCCGAGGCAAUGCGGCCGUGCAGUGGCAGCUCUAUGCCCAUGUCCUCGGCCCCGCCCUGCAGCGGGGGGUGGAGCUGGCCCGGCAUGCCCGCGAGCUCGGGGUCUCCUCAGCCUGCUCCCAAGCCUGCGCCUACCACAGCCACUGCCUGCCCGUCGAAGUGCUGCUCGUGUACCUGCAGACGCUGCCCGUGCUGCUCAAGUCCAGGGUAAUCCGGGACUUGUUCUUGAGCUGCAACGGGCUGAACCAGGUGACAGAGCUGAUCUGGCUGGACUCGACACGCCCGUCUGCACUCAAGGUGCUAGAGACACUAAUCCUGACUGUGGGUGAGCAGCAGGCCGACGGCUUGAUGGAGGGGCCAGACGGCCGGGAGACGGAGGGGCCAGUGGAUGCGGCUGGGCCUCCUGAGGGACCCUGGGGACAAAUCGGAGAUGGGCCACAGAGCCUCAGGCAGUUCUAUGAGGGCCUGCGGGAGGCCUGCCCCCCCAGGCGGAGGAGCAAGGGCGGAGGAGGGCGGGGCCGGACCGAGUCCCUCCUGGCUUCUGUCAAUCUCUUCCUGUGUGUGGCCUUUCUCUGUGUCAGCAAGGAUGCAGAUUCUGAUCGGGACUCCACCAAUGACUCUGAGGACACGUCCGGCUAUGACAGCACGGCUAGCGAGCCCCUGGGGGGGCGGCUCCCCUGCCUGUCGGCCGACACCAUGACCCUCCCCCCCCAGGAGCACAUGCGACGCGCCGCCGACGUGUGGAUGGCGUGCCGCCGCGUUUACCUUGCGAGCCCCACUUUCCAGCGGCAGUUCUGCCGGCUGGGCGGCCUGGAGGCCUGCCGCAAACUGCUGGCCAUGGUGACCCAGAAGCUCAGUCCCAAAGGCCGGGACAGCCGAGCCAGGAAAUCGUGUCAGGACGAGGCCGGCCGAACACCGCAGGACAUGCAUUUCCAGGUUUCCCCGGAGCCUGCGCCCCAGGGUCCCUCCGAUCCCCCUGGAUUUGCAAAAGACGCUGCCCGGAAAACCGAGGACGAGUGGCCACUGCACUGCAUCCGGCUUCUGGAGGCCCUGCUGGCCAUCUGCCUGCACAGUGCUAGCUCAGCACUGCAGCGCCUGGAGCCAGAUCUGCCCUUCCAGACAGUGGAGGAAACACUGGCGCAGAUGAGGGGCCAGCUGUCGCGCUCAGGCUUGGUCGGUUCUGAUCUUGCCAUCCCACUAUUCAACGCCCUGCUCCACGUGGCCCAGGCGCAGGUCUGCGGUGGCCCCGACGCACCUGAGGAGAAGGCGGAGAGGAAGCAUCAGUCUGGCUUAGAGGCAUCGCUGCCCGCGGAGGACGUCUCGGAGGACGUUGACGAGCCCCCAGGCUGUGACAUCCGGCCCCCCGGGGAAGAGGAAGGCUACGAGGCAGACAGUGAGGACAACCCAGAGGACGCCAGCGACCAGGAAGAAGAGGCGAGAAUGGAGCUGUCCGGCCUGGGAGAGGACGGUCAGGGGCUGGCGGCGGCCAUGGCAGCGGUGGAGGGGUGGGCGGGGCGCGGCGCCCUGCUCUUCCCCGAGGUCUGCGCUAUGGAGCUGCUGCUGCUCUCUGCCGGCUCCCCGGAACUGGAGGUGCUCAGGCACGUGCUCCGGGGCCUGCUGGGAGCUGUCCGCAGUCACCCCCGCAAUGCCGCGCUGCUCUACCAGCAGGGUGCAGUGAAAACUAUCCUGGGGGGGUUCCAGAAUGUCUUGAACCAGACGGACCAUUCUUCCAAGGGGUGCCAGGUUCUGCUGAUGGAGCUGCUGGUUGCUAUGCUGAGUGAGCGCAUCACGGCGGAGGAGCUCUCCAUGCUGAUCCGGCUCUUCUUAGAGCAGACACCCCCCACGGAGAUCCUGCUGAGGGGAGUCCUCCAAAUCGUGGAGGCCAAUAUGGAUAUGGAACCGCUGCACUACCUGUCUUUCCCGCUGGUGCCUGGUACCUCUACCACGAGUGUCGUCUCCCCUGGGCCCAAAGCCGGUGUGGCCUGGGGGGCACCGGCUAGUUCCAAGUCCAUGGGGUUGUUGUGGCGGGGCAGGCUGACCCCGGGUCGACGGGAGGCAGAGGCUGACGGCCGGGCGGGUCACCAGCUCGCCUCACCCUGGCACGUGGCUCCCAUCCAUUUGCCACUGGUGGGGCAGAACUGCUGGCCGCAUAUGGCCAACGGCUUCAGCACCUCCCUGUGGCUCAGGGCCCACAUUACAUCCCGGGGCGAGGGCCCCCCUGAACCCGGGUAUAUGAAGAGGAAGCCAGGACCAGUGAGGAACAGCAGUGUGGAGAGCACAGAGGAGGAGCCGUCGCUGGGGGCCGAGCGCCUCAUCUCGUCUCGCUGCCUGGACCGGCUGGUGGAGCAGGGCUUCCUCCACAUCAUCUCGCUGGGCUCGAAGGCGCUCAUGCUGCAGGUGUGGGCCGACCUCUCCACAGGUGCCGUCACCUUCAGGAUCUGCAUGGAUCCCAAUGAUGAGAUGAAGGCUGGACUCCUGGCGCAGGCUGAAUCGCCAGAGGGCCUCCUCGUGCCCGGAAAGUGGCAGCACCUGGCACUCAGCUACACCCAGCAGCCCGAGGGCAAGAAAAACAUCCACGGCACGGUGACACUGUGGGUGUGCGGGGUCAGGAAGUGUGAGGUCUUCCUGGACUACAUGCUGCCCCGGAAACCGGGCCUGUCCUCCGAUAGCAAUAAGACCUUCUGCAUGCUGGGCCACUGCCUGCCGGCCCCCGAGGAUGUGGCCAGGCUGGGCGGGGGCUGGGACAUCGGCAGCCUGCUGCUCUUCAACGGCUCCCGGAUCGGGCCCGAGGAGGCCUUCUACCUGUACGCCAGCGGGCCUGACCUCACCUCCAUCAUGCCCUGCAAGUACGGCAAGGCGCGGGUCCAGCUCUCCCGCUAUGUGACCCGCGAGGGACUGCAGUGUGAGCGCGUACGCGAGCUGCUCAUGAGGAACCGUCACGCGGACACAGCACCGCUCAUCGAGAACCUAGCAGUGGUGUACACCCCCAGCUGCCCCACCCAGUACACCAUCUACGAGCCGGUGAUCCGCCUGAAGGGCCAGGCCAAGACUGUGGUUUCUCAGAGACCCUUCAGCACCAAGGAGGCCCAGAGCUCGGCGCUGGAUGCCCAGGCCCUGGCAACGCUGCGGCCCACUGAGCCCCAGGGGCUGCAGAGCGUCCUGCACAAGAUAGGAGGCGCCGGUGCUUUCGUCUUCCUCUUCGCCCGGGUUGUGGAGCUCAGUGACUGUGAGAGAACCCAGGCCCUGGUCCUACAGGUGCUGCUCUCAUUGGUCAAGUACAACCAGCACCGCCUUCAUGAGAUGGAAAACUGCCACGGAUACGCUAUGAUCCACCAGGUUCUCAUCAAGUCCAAGUGCAUCGUGGGAUACCACAUCCUAAAGACCCUUCUUGAUGGCUGCUGCAGCGGGCCAGUUUUGAUUUUGGGUGAGGAUGGCCAAUUUCGGCUGGACACGGAGUCCACCGCUGUGGUCCAGGACCUCACGCUGAUGUCUGAAGUGCUCCUUGACUGGAAAAUCUGGUCCAAGGCUCAGUGUGGCGUGUGGGAGACCCUGCUGGCGGCACUGGAAAUCCUGAUCCGGGUUCACCACCCUCAGCAGAUGUUUAACAUCUGCCAGCUACUCAACGCCCAGGUGGUGCACCGCUUCCUGCUCACCUGCCAGGUGCUUCAGGAGCACAAGGAUGAGCAUCUAACCUCCAUGCCCCAGGACGUCUGCCUGUCCUUUGUGAAGAUCAUCCAGGAGGUGCUGGGUUCUCCACCAGACCUGGAGCUUCUGCGGCUCAUCUACAGCUUCCUGCUGGCUGUCCACCCCCCCACCAACACCUACGCCUGCCACACACCCCCCAGCUUCUACUUCUCCCUGCACGUUGAGGGAAAGCUCUACAACGAGAAGGUGCAGUCCAUCAUAUUCCUUCGCUAUUCCGGAAGCAGCGGCAGAUCUGCGGCCAGCUCUGUCCUGUCUCUGUCGCCAACACCAUUCCUGGAGGUACCUCCGGAAGAUCACAUGGCCCCGCCCUCCCCAGGGCAGGAGAAUGAGCUACACCCGCCACGGCCCCCCAGCCUGACCGUGUCCCCACGUUGCUCCUCCCCGUUGCUGGAGCGCAACGGUGUCUCCCUGUCAUCGCAGCAGACCCAGAGCAGCACGGAGACAGUACGACAGGGCGCAGAGGGCGGGCCUGGGGGCGAGGGGCUUCUCAGCAGCUGCGAGUCGGCCCGCACACUCUGCAACUCGCAGGAGGCCCUGUCGGUGGCCGCAGAGGGCGAGGCGGAGCUGGAGGAGCGUGAGGAGGGGCUGCAGAGGCCCGACAGCCUGCGGGGGAUCCAGCCCUUCCAGAGAAGCCAGAGCAAUUUGGCCAGCCUGGGUCUGGCCUUCCCUGCCCAGAAUGGCGGCCUAGCGGCCGGGCGCUGGCCCAGCCUGGCUGACCGCAAUGCCCUCCCCGAGGACUGGGAGAGUUACACCUUCUCCCCCGGGUACGAGAGGACGUUCAGCAAGGCUGACUCCACCUCCGAUAGGUCCGGGGCGGAGGACUGCCUGGUUCUCGUCUGCUGCGGCCUAUACGACCUCCUGCGGGGGGUGCUGCUCCUGCUGCCUGACCUCCUGCUGGAGGAGGUGAUGGACAAGCUGGUGCAGCCCGAGGCCCUCGUCGUGCUCGUCAACCACCCCUCCCCGCUCAUUCAGCAGGGUGUCAUGAAGCUGUUGGAUGCCUACUUCACCCGGGCAACCAAGGAGCAGAAGGAGAAGUUCCUGAAGAACCACGGCUUCUCGCUGCUGGCCAAUCAGCUAUACCUGCACCAGGGCACCCAAGGCCUGCUGGAGUGUUUUCUGGAGAUGCUGUUCAGCCGACCAGUGGGCCUGGAGGAGGAGUUGGACCUGGAGGACCUGGAGAACAUCGCCCCCUUCAGGAAGCGCUGCAUCAUCCCCAUGCUGGGCCUGAUUGAGAACGGACUGUGUGAGAAUGCACUGGUGCACAACGCCCUCUGCAUGCUGCUGCAACUGCUCAACGCCUGCCCCAAGAUGGCAGACAUCCUGUUGGAUCACGGCCUGCUCUAUGUGCUCUUCAACACGCUGGCCACCCUCCACGGCCUGGAGAAUGGGAUCCCCCUGAACGACUACAAGCUGUUGGUGUGUGACAUCCAGCAGCUGAUGGUGGCCGUGACCAUCCACUCGUGCAGCACGUCGGGCUCCCAGUACUUCCGCAUCAUCGAGGACCUCGUCACGCUGCUGGGCUACCUACAGAGCAGCAAGAUUCGCCGCACCCAGGAGAUGGCAGUGGCGCUGCAGUUCCGGGUCCUCCAGGCCGCCAUCGAGUUCAUCAGGACCACGGCCGACCAGGACCCCCAGAAGGCGGGCGGCUCGGCCCAGCAAGCCGCCUCCCCGCCCUCAUCACCUCACCACCUCCUCCAGAAACGCAAGAGCAUCGCCGGCUCCAUGGCCUUGAAAGACGCCAUAAUCCCCAGCAUCCCCAGGCAGCAUUACUGCUCCUACGGCAUGAUUCCGCUGCCCAUGCCCUUCAGCUUCCUGUCCCAGGAGUCCCCUGUCUCGUGCCCCGCCAGCUCCUAUGUCUUCCCCACUGACACAGGCCGGCGCCGGUUCUCCCUCGUCCAGUCAGACUCACUGCUGAUGAGGAUGCGCUCGGUGGCGAGCGACGAGCUGACCCACAUGAUGCAGCGCCGCAUGAGUCAGGAGAACCCCAUCCGAGCCAGCGAGUCCGAGUUCAUCCAGAGGCUUCAGAGGCUGGUGGUGCUGGCCGUCAACCGGCUCAUCUACCAAGACGUCACUCGGGACAUCUUUGACCUCUUGAACCUUCCUGAGACCCCCGGCCACCAAGGGGCGCCAGCUGGCCCUGGGGAGACAACAUCGGAGGAGAACGGUGCAAUGCCCGUCCCCACCAGCAGGAAAAGCUUCCAGAAGGAAAUCCUCAAACUCAUGAUGGAGGGCAUAAAGGUUGGCUUGGGCAGUUCUGGCCGGAGUGGCGCCCCCCGCCAGCAGUGGCGGCGAAUCCUGUGGUCGUGCCGCGACACCUUCCGGGUGCAGAUCGGGCGGCUGCUGGUGCACGCGCUCAGCCCCACGCAGCCGCUGGAGGACAGGAAGGAGGCGCUGGAGUUCGUCCGGGAGCCCAGCCACCCCGACAUCCUCCGCGAGAGUCUGAGCCCCGGUCUGGAGCACGGCCCCAAGCUGGCCCUCUACCUCUACGAGAUGCUGCACGACCACAAGGACAGCCUGACCAAGGACGAGCGAUCGGCCGUGGGCGUCUUCAUGACCACUCUGAAGCUCUGCGGCCACCGCUGCAUCCCGCCUGGCGCCCCGGCAAAGCCCGACCUCAUCAAGGCCAUCAAGGAGGAGCAGCUCAAAUACGAAGCGGAAGAGAGCAUGAGCAGAGCGGCAUGGGAGAGGAAGAUGAGCAGCACCCAGAAGAGUCUGAUGCAGAGGCUGGACGGCAAGCUGAAGGACAUCUCGAAGAUCGCGGCCGACAUCACGCAGAACAUCUCGCUGCGGCAGGGCAUGGAGCGGAAGAAGGUGAUCCAGCACAUCCGCAGCCUUUACAAGGUGGACCUCAGUGCCAGCCGCCACUGGCAGGAGCUGGUACAGCAGCUGACCCACGACCGGGCGGUGUGGCACGACCAGGCUUCCUAUCCCACCUCGUGGCAGCUGGACGCCACGGAGGGUCCCAACCGGGAGCGGCGGCGCCUACAGCGGUGCUACCUCACCAUACCCAACAAGUAUCUCCUCAGGGAUCGACAGAAACCGGAAGAACGCACAAAGCCAAUCCUGUCGUUCCUCUUCGAGGACAAAACGCACUCCUCUUUCUCCUCCACGGUGAAGGACAAGGCGACGAGCGAGGCUAUCAGGUUCACCAGGAAGUGCAUCAGCGUGGCUCCUUCCAGGGAGACGGCAGGAGAGCUUCUCCUGGGGAAGUCCGGCAUGUACUUUGUGGAGGAUAAUGCCGCAGACUCACACGACAGCCAGAUGCUCCACGGGGAGACGGAGCCGGCCUCCUUCUCCUGGACUUACGAGGAGAUUAAGGAGGUCCACAAGCGCUGGUGGCAGCUGCGAGACAACGGUGUGGAGAUCUUCCUCACCAACGGAAGGACCCUGCUCCUGGCCUUCGACAACACUAAGUUCCGAGACGAUGUCUACCAGAACAUCCUGACCUCCAACCUGCCCAAUCUGCUGGAGUACGGCAACAUCACAGCGCUGACGCACCUGUGGGCCUCGGGCCAGAUCACGAACUUCGAGUACCUGACGCACCUGAACAAGCACGCGGGACGCUCCUUCAACGACCUCAUGCAGUACCCAGUGUUCCCCUUUAUCCUCAGCGACUACACCAAUGAGACCAUGGACCUCACAGACCCCACCAUCUACAGGAAUCUGAGCAAACCCAUUGCGGUUCAGUCCAAGGAGAAGGAGGAGCGCUAUGUGGAUAACUACAAGUACCUGGAGGAGGAGUUUCGGAAGGGUGCCUGCGAGGACGACCCCAUGCCCCCCGUACAGCCCUAUCACUACGGCUCGCACUACUCCAACAGCGGCACCGUGUUGCACUUCCUGGUUCGCAUGCCACCUUUCACCAAGAUGUUCCUGGCCUACCAAGACCAGAGCUUUGACAUCCCAGACCGGACGUUCCACUCUAUGAACACUACAUGGCGCCUUUCCUCCUACGAGUCCAUGACCGACGUCAAAGAGCUCAUUCCCGAGUUCUUCUACCUGCCCGAGUUUCUGGUCAACAGGGAAGGCUUCGACUUCGGAGUGCGUCAGAACGGCGACCGGGUCAACCACGUGAACCUGCCGCCGUGGGCUCGCAGCGACCCGCGCCUCUUCAUCCUGAUCCACCGGCAGGCGCUGGAGUCGGACCAGGUGUCGCAGACGCUGUGCCAGUGGAUCGACCUGGUCUUCGGGCUCAAGCAGAAGGGCAAGGCUGCCGUACAGGCCAUCAACGUCUUCCACCCUGCGACGUACUUUGGUAUGGACGUAUCUGCCGUCGAGGACCCCGUGCAGCGGCGCGCCCUGGAGACCAUGAUCAAGACGUACGGCCAGACUCCGCGGCAGCUGUUCAGCAGCAGCCACGCGAGCCGAGCAGGACCCCGGCUCUCCAUCGACGGCGAGCUGCCGGCCGCCGUAGGGCUGCUGGUGCAGCUGGCCUUCAGGGAAACCCGCGAGCAGCCGAAGGAGGUGUCCGGCCCGAGCCCCCUGCCUUGGAUCAAGGGCCUGAAGUGGGGCGAGUACGUGGGGUCGCCCAGCGCCCCGGACCCCGUGGUGUGCUUCAGCCAGCCGCACGGCGAGCGCUUCGGCUCCCUGCUGGCCCUGCCCACGCGCGCCGUCUGCGGCCUGUCCCGCAAGUUCUGCCUCAUGAUGAUCUACAGCAAGGAGCAAGGGGUGCGGAGCAUGCACAGUACGGACAUCCAGUGGUCGGCUAUCCUGAGCUGGGGCUACGCGGACAACAUGCUGCGUCUGAAGAGCAAACAGAGCGAGCCGCCCGUCAACUUCAUCCAGUGCUCCCAGUUGCAUCAGGUGACCAGCUGUGCUUGGGUGCCUGACAGCUGCCAGCUGUUCACGGGCAGCAGGUGUGGCGUCAUCACGGCCUACAGCAAUCGCUUCACCAGCACCACGCCCUCGGAGAUGGAGGUGGAGUCCCAGAUGCAUCUGUUUGGCCACACCGGGGAGGUCCUCUGCCUGUUUGUGUGCAAGCCCUACAGCAUCCUCAUCAGCGCCAGCGAGGACGGGACCUGUAUCCUCUGGGACCUCAACAGGCUGUGCCACGUCCAGAACCUCAUGGGUCAUAAGAGCCCCAUCUCGGCAGUGUCUGCCAGCGAGACCACGGGGGACAUCGCUACAGUGUGCGACUCGGUGGGCGGCGGCAGCGACCUGCGUCUGUGGACGGUGAACGGAGAUCUGAUCGGCCACGUCCACUGCAGGGAGAUCAUCUGCUCUGUGGCUUUCUCCAACCAGCCGGAGGGUGUGUCUGUCAAUGUCAUUGCGGGGGGGCUGGAGAACGGGGUGGUCAGGCUGUGGAGCACGUGGGACCUGAAGCCCGUCCGGGAGAUCACAUUCCCCAAGUCCAGCAAGCCCAUCGUCAGCCUGACGUACUCAUGCGACGGACACCACCUGUACACGGCGAACAGCGAGGGCACGGUGAUGGCCUGGUGCCGGCGUGACCAGCAGCGUCUCAAGCUGCCCAUGUUCUACUCCUUCCUCAGCAGCUACGCUGCUGGCUGACCCCCCCCCCACCUGCUCCACGUCGCCCUCUAGGGGCGUUCAGACUUCUGUGACGGGGGCGGGGCGGCUGGGAGGAGGCUGAUGCACCAAACCUAGUCAGACCUCCCCCCACGCAGACCCCAAGCGGACCAGAACUGUGUGCGUUCAGUGAUGACAAGGAUGUAGUGAUGCUUAAUUAUGUUUGUAUGUGUAUUUAUAUAUGACUGACACUAGGGGGAAUGAUGGUUAAAUGCUUAAACCAUGGAUGCCUCUUCCAUUCUGAGUGUUGUUUUGUUUGUGUUUUUUUUCAGUAUUGCCUUAAAGAUGUACUUUUGUUUGUUUGUCUGUUUUUCCCUGAGAAGUCUUAAAUCAUGGUAUACGCACUGUGUCUGUCCCACUGGUGUUCUGUUUUCUGGUUGGGCCACUGCGGACACACUCAGCUCGGACCCCACCAAGCAAACAGCAUCCCGAUCGCUAACAGGCCGACUGCAUAGAUGUCACGCCUCACCGGAACCUCCUCAGCAUCGUCGACUUCAGUUCUUCUCAGCGCCCCCUGAAGGCUAGGAGGAGACACGGUCCACAAUGGCCAGCACUCCCUUCAAUAUUAACUGCUUUGAGGCUGCGGGGAAAGUUUCAAUUAGUCUUGGACCCGCUCCUCCCUGCUUUGUUGGAGGUGAGGAAGACUGUGGCCCAAGCCUUAAUUUCUGAUGGACAGUGGCCUUGAAUUAGCUUUGGUCUACAAAACAACGCAAGGGUUCUGUUGCUGUUACUUCUGACCAGAUAACGUGAAGCUUAUUACUAUAAGCUUAGUACACUGUUUUUGUUUUGUUUUUUGUUUUUUUUACUUUUCAGAUUUUGUUGUCGGUGGUGUGGGAUCCCCAGCUUCUUUGAGAGCACAGCAUGAACAGUGGUCGGGGGGGGGAGGGGGCAUGGCACAUCCUCAGUUUUGUGUUUUGGACUCGCUGCACUAUACAUUACAUUACAUUACAUGCACCCAUAAUCAGUGUCUCAAAAUAAAUCGCCUUUACGUCAUGUGGCCACGCCACCUGCUGGCGGCGCUGCGGUACUGUCGGGCCCAUCGCAUCAAUCGCAGAGCCACAUUGCGCUACCCAAUCAAAAGACGAAUAAGAACUGGCAAUGUGUGACUCUAUUGCUUGUCAGUGUGGUCAGUAAUUUGAAGGGGGGGGGGUGCACUUGUAGAGGCUGGUUGAUAAUAUCAGUGCAAUGGGACCUGCCUCUGCUAGUCUCGCCGGCUAUUUGUAGUCCCCCCCCCUAGUUUCUGCUGUAAGGUCCUUAAAUGCACGCAGUGCAUGUUUUCAUCCAGCAAUACAGACUCUGUCUAUAGCAGCACUGACUGUUUUGUAGAGGAUGCUGGCGGACGGCCGCAUAUUUGCGGUCUCAGGGUCACUGGCGGUUUUCCAGAACCAGGCCCAUUUAAUCAAUUACCAGCGCCUGAGUGCAUGAUGCACGGCCGCGUGCUAAAAAGCCUUAAAAAAAGACAUAAUAAAAAAUCCCCAGACACCUGAAAAGUAACUGCGGGGGAGAAGCAUUAAAAUCAUAUUGUGCGUGUUUACAAAGCUGGCGGUCGUUCGGAGCUCCCUUUUAAGUUGGUAAUAAAUAUGGUAAUUACGAAACUGUGUCUUACACUUCGGCAUUUCGCUGAAAUAAAAAAGUGUUUACGUGAAUGGGAGCUCUCGUUUAGCAACCACCACAAUUAGCGCUCUUUCUUCGUCUCCUUUUUACAUCCACUGCGGAUGGUCUUAGCUAAAGAAGCCUGAAUGGUAAAAAAUAUAUAAGAGUCUUUCCUCACCGCCCGGAGAGCCUGACAGCUGCAUGGUCAGGAGAGGCAGCGGAACCCGGAGCGCGACCUGCAUGGCAGCAUGACCCCGCGUGUCCGGUCCGGCGGCACGGGGAGGCAACCUCAGAGAGAAAAUAGUAUUAUGGCCGUUUGUGUUUCCAAAAAUCACAAAAAAAAAAGAGACGACGACGACAGGACCUAUCGCGUCGACUUUGUGAAGCUCUGGACUUUGGGAAUGGAUGUGAUUCUCCGUCAAUUUCCACCUUUGGUAUGAAUAUGACCUUAGCCGUAACUGAGAAGGUCACGGGAUAAGUGGACACGUGUUUCUUAUUUUUUUUGUACCCAUGUAUGUACGAAGUGAUGGAAAAUUAAAAUUAUUAUAUAUAAAUAUAUAAAUACAAAUAUGAAUAUUUAAGAAAUGGAACAUUGACUGCUUACUUUGCAUGUAAAUUAUAGAUUUGGAUACAGCUGUA